UGUCUGGAAAGAUCUCAUUUACUUAAGCAACAUUUUUUAAGUUAAUCAAACUUAACAGAAAUUAAUUUGUUGCCUCUAAAAUACUCAGAGUAGAGAAUGAUUAAUUGCUUCAAUUGAUUGAAUUUCUUACUCUUUAAAGUGAGGAAGGGAAGACCAGUCUGUUUUAGCAGCAUAUCUAAAGAGAAAUUGGAUGUAUGUUUUAACAGAAUCCUAUGUGCAGAUCACUAAUAUAUUUAGGUAAAAUUGCAUCAUUGUGUCUGUGCAGGUGAAUUCAGGUUUGUUUCUUAAUUGCAGAAAAAAGUUCCAAAUUCAACUAUAUCAUCUAACAGUUUGAUUGAUAGAUUUUGGUUGGGCUUUUUGACAUUCAUGGUGUUUUCUAGAAAUGCAAGAUCUUAGGUUGUUGAAAUUUAGCUUCACAUGCAAAAAUAGUUUUAAUUUUUUUUUUUAAGUCUUAUUUGUUCUGCUUAGUUUUGUGCAUAUGAAAUCUUUCUACAUAGUAUGAAUGAGAAAUAUAUUAAUUCAUAAAUUACUUUUAUAUUUACAGUGAUUAUUGGAUUGUAAGCUCAGGCAAAUAAAUGAAUCACAUCCAUGAAGAAACUAUGAAGAAAAUCAGUGUAGUGAACCUUGAUAAACUUUUAGAUAAUUUCUCAGAGAUAGAAAAGAAAAUAUCGGAAAUUAACGAAGCAAAUAACCUACUGGUUCUUCAGCUGGAGAAAUGUAACAGGUUGUUAACAUUAAGCCAAUCGAAGGAAGAAUCAGUAAAAGAAGAAUGUACUGCUCUACAGAAUGUGAUAAAGGGUCUAACACAAACCAUUGAAAACCAGUGUAAUGUGAAAGAUGAAAAUGAUAGACUGAAAGGUACCAUUCACAUCUUGGAACAGAAAUUAAAGGCUUGUGAACAGGAAUAUAAAGAUCAGAUUGAGAAACUUAUGCUAGAAGUUAAAAACAAAGAGGAAGAACACAAAUUAGAAAUAACACAGUUGAAUUGUGAGAUAAGAAAAAAAUUUGAAGUAAAAGAAGUGGAGUAUAGAGAACAGAGAGAGAAAAAAGAACUGGAAAUAUUAGAGCUAACUAGACAGCUGAAAAUUCAAAAUGAAGAGAAGCAGAAUGAAAUAAUUAAACUCCAGAUAGAGUUCAAUGCUAAAUUAGCACAAGUUCAGAAUAAAACAACAAAAUCAUUUUCAGAUGCUUCUGUUUUGCCACAAAGUGUAUAUCGAAGGAAGCUGCAACAUCUCCAGGAGGAGAAAAAUAAGGAAAUUGAAGUUCUCCGGAACACCAUAAGAGACUUAGAGCAACGUCUUAAUAAAGGCCAAGACCUGCACCUCAAACGGAGGCGAUUUUGAGUAAAUGACAUGAAAUAUUUCAGCAGUACAUAAAAUGAGAAACAGAGUAUUUCAAACUUGAAACUUGCACCUGAAAGUAUAAACAAGACAUGAAAAAAUGCAGAAUUUUUUUAUUGAAAACACUCUUGUCAAAUAUUCCAAAGGCAUGCAUUCUUUGAAUACCCAGGACUACUUUCUUGCUAAUCAGCAUUCACAAUAAAAAGAUUCAGGUUUCACAGGAGUAAUAAUUUCCCUAUUAAACCAUCAUUAAUUAUGGUGUAUGCUUUCAAAGCAGUUUUCCAGUCUUGUAUAUUCUCCUCUUCAUCCAGGAAUCCUUCAAACAAUUCUAUUUUUACUUCAACUCAGUUAAUCAAAGGUUACGGAUGCUAAGCUACGGACAGAGAAGUUAUACAAGUUCAAGUGGUAUAUUACCUUACUAACCAAUAUAGAUUAAUCAAAUUCAGCACUGUAAUAAACAAUUAUAAACAUUAAACCAAGAUUAAA
Messenger RNA from Columba livia (rock pigeon), 1826 nucleotides. RefSeq names its product coiled-coil domain containing 152 (gene CCDC152). Bases 576 to 1343 code for a protein of 255 amino acids. The record is from RefSeq and is a predicted model, not a curated record. The transcript is spliced from 8 exons. NCBI's taxonomy places the organism in Eukaryota, Metazoa, Chordata, Aves, Columbiformes, Columbidae.